Molecule: messenger RNA, 1357 nt
Organism: Hyposmocoma kahamanoa
Lineage: Eukaryota; Metazoa; Arthropoda; Insecta; Lepidoptera; Cosmopterigidae
Exons: 9
Source: RefSeq, a predicted model, not a curated record
GUAGCCGCAGCCUCGCCUACAUCUCGCCUAUGGAUCUGAAGGAAGUAGGCUUGUGUAAUAAUAAUUCUCUUUGGCUUGUCGACAUACGGGCCUGCACUCGUCGCUCCCGACUGAAAUAGCGUGAAGGAAAGGCGCACCGACAGUGGCAGCGGCGGCAGCGGAGCGGCGGAGCGGGCGCGACGCGGGCGGCGCCAGCAUGACGCCGGAGUCGCGCCGGUCGUCCAACAGCUGGUCGCGCAGCGGCGCCGCGCCGCCGCCCGACAUCAUCGACCUGGACCGCUACAUGCGCGCGGCGCGGCCGCCGGCGCCGGCGAGGGCGCGGCCGCUCCGCCGCGACCAGCUCGGCGAGCGGUUGGUGGUGGACAGCGGCGGUGCGCGCGACAAAGUCGGCUGCCGCAACAGCUACAGCACGAGCUGCGCCAAGCGUUACUCGCACGACUCCGGACUGUCCGACGACGGCAGCUACGGCCCGCGGCCGCGCAACCCGGCCAGGCGCGGGGCGACGUCGCACAGCGCUCCUCGCGCAACGCAUUCCACCCACUCGAUGCGCAAAUUCCGCGUCGCGUGCGAGCGCGCGUUACGGGAUCAGCAGCAGCAAAUCGCGCGGGUGGCGCGGCUGUGCGACCGGCUGACGGCGGUGGCGACGGGCCCCCCGCGGCCGUCGCCGCCCCGCUCGCUGGCGGCGGACGCCUCGCUGUCGUCCGACUCGAGCGACUCCUCGUACACGAGUCGCUCGCGAUCCGAGCGCGACCGUCGCCGCAAGGACAAUAUUAGGUCGGGCGAAUGCAAGACGUACAAGAUAAUAAUGUCAAAACUAGACGAGCUGAACCGCGUGUUUAUGGCUCGCGGUCGGUCGCCGACGCGGCCGGGCACGGGCGGCGGCGUGGCGGCGGCGCGGCGGCCGCGCGCCCUCUUGGUCUCGUCCGGUUCCGUGUCCGUGUCGGACAAGGUCGUGGCCACGGAGUCGCAGCUGUUAACGCCACAGUUACUCGCGCCUAAUACGGCGGCCAAGCGACUGGUGGAGCGCGCAGUGGGUCAGUCGCUGCCGUCGUCGCUGACGUGCGUCCAGGUCGCGGUGCCUGGGCAUAACGCCAGCUACCGGCUGGAGCAGCCGCGGUCCCCGAGAUGCGUCUGCCCAGCGCAGCACGUAGCCACUGUCCAUAGGUUAUUAAAGUGUCCUUCGACCGAAGAGAUGGACUGCAGCGUCCUCCGCAGUCCUCGGCGGGCCGACUGCUGUGCGGACGAUGGUGGGCAGGUGUACAGGGAAUCGAAGCGAGCACACUCGUGUCGGCGGACGCGCAGCGCGGACAGCGGCCGGGGGCUGCCGAGGGACCGCGCGGGGGGCGCGGGCGCGGCG